This is a messenger RNA of Epinephelus moara (kelp grouper), 3253 nucleotides long. It is a transcript of the gene ngfb, whose product is annotated as nerve growth factor b (beta polypeptide). The coding region runs from base 328 to 915 and encodes 195 amino acids. Gene Ontology annotation, molecular function: growth factor activity; nerve growth factor receptor binding. The record is from RefSeq and is a predicted model, not a curated record. Lineage: Eukaryota; Metazoa; Chordata; Actinopteri; Perciformes; Serranidae. The transcript has 3 exons. Gene Ontology annotation, biological process: nerve growth factor signaling pathway; memory; positive regulation of collateral sprouting.
CAGAACAAUUUUCAAACAAGUGCAAGACUCAGAAAGGACUGUUUGGGAUAAUUGACAAAGAAUUUGUUCUUCCCCUCCCUGGCAUCUCGUGGAAUUGGACACAAAGUGGAAUAUAUUUCAGCGAUCCUCGGGAGUCUUACGUCAGUGGAGAGAAGAGAGAGCUGUUGCAGAGAGCGGAGGCAGAGGAGGGCAGAGGUCUGCGUGCUGGAUGGGGGCCACAGCCAGGCCUGAUGGCAGGAGCCCAGAACACAGUGAGCUCUAAUCACGUCCUCUAGAAGCCGCUGAGGUGUUACAGUUCACGUGGAGAUACUGAAAGGUUGUGUGCCCAUGAGGUCGUCCAUGCUGGUCCUGUUCCUCCUCUUCAGUGCCCAGGCUGUGGCCGCCAUCGGAGGAGCAGCACAGCAGCAGGCCCCAGUCAACAACCCCAGCUCCAUCCCCACAGUGGACCCCAAACUCUUCACCAAGCGUCGCUACCUCUCACCCCGGGUGCUCUUCAGCGCUCAGCCGCCUGAUGCAGAGCCGGCGGAGUCACAGGGUGGCAGCAAAAGGACCCGCAGACGAGCGGGGCAGUCUCAGCACCGUGGAGUUUACUCAGUGUGUGAGAGCAUCAGCGUCUGGGUGGGCAACAAGACCAAAGCCACGGACAUCUCAGGCAACGAGGUGACAGUGCUGCCGGACGUUAAUAUCAACAAUGUCAACAAGAAGCAGUACUUCUUUGAGACGACGUGUCACAGCGCCCGCUCGGGCAACUCUGGCUGUUUGGGGAUCGAUGCCAGACACUGGAACUCCUACUGCACCAACUCACACACUUUUGUACGAGCGCUGACUUCCUUUAAGAACCUGGUGGCGUGGAGGCUCAUACGUAUCAAUGUGGCCUGUGUGUGUGUGCUGAGCCGCAAGUCAUGGCGGCAGUGAAGACUUUCCACGCACAUCACAGGAUCACACACUCAGUCAAAUAAUACUGACAUACUCAUCACCAAAGACUUGUCACCCUCUGCACAAAGUAAAUUAUUGGUAUAUGUCAAAGUAUCAGGACUGCAUGUAUAAACACCAGGCCUGGGUCAAACAGUAUCUGUCUGUAGCUGUUGUUUGUACCUGUUCAUAAACGUUAAAGGGGUUGUUGCUGUGUCACUUAUCACCUGACUGUCUUAGCUGCGGUUUGUAACAGGUUCAGCUUGCAGAGGUUUAAAACUCUGCAAACAUCUAAGAAUUAGUCUCAGAGGGAAACUCCACAGAGAGUCUGUUUUCAGCACGACUGCAAAUGUGGAAAAAGCCUUUUGUGGCUCCAAAGGUAGCUGAUAAAUCGCCUCAAGUGAUCAUUGAGUCAGAGCUGAAGACGACAAGUUUGAAAUGUAAAAAAAUAUGGAUGUAUGGAGAGAAAUGUGACCUCUGCAGCCCGUUCCUUAUCUCUAGUUGAGUUUAGCAGUUCAAGGCUGCAUUAGUGUUGCAUCGUGGGUAAUGUAGGCAACAGAUUUUGAUAAGGAAGAAGAAUAUAUGGCAUAAAAAAGAAGAUAUCUCUUUCUGCUGCAUCGACUUCGGUCCUUUUUUUUUGUAAUGUUAUUCUUUUAAGAAAGCCCUAAAAGCUAAUCUAGGGGACUUGCAGUUGUUCGCUGAGUGUGAGGAGUAGGACACAUUUACUAAGCUACCUACUCUAAUUCACAGCGAAGUAUAAGAGUAAACUUUAAGAGCAACUCUUAAGUGAUUGUGCGAAAUCCUUCAUAUCUGCAACAGCAAUUUCCCUGUGAAGUAACAACAAACUAAUAGGCAUAUUCCCAGAUCAGCCACAAUAAUAAAUCACUGACAGGGGAAGUGAAAAACAUUGAUCUUUUCAUUACAAUGCAACAACCUGGUAGCCAUGUGGAUGCCACUUGACACGUCCAAACCACCAAAACCCUGUUGCAGACCAAGUUCAAUCCGUCAUGGCAACAGCAUUACCAAUGGCAGUGACCCCCCCCUGCAGGAAAAUGCGCCACGCCACUUGGCAAGAACUGCUCAGGAGCAAUGUGACAAGUAGCCUAAGACGUCACCUUGGCCUCCAAAUUCUCCAGAUCCCAAUUCGAUUGAGGAGCUGGAGGCCAGAAUGACGCCUUAAACUCUAUAGCCCCUUUUACACUGCCAGAUUUUCCACGAAUGUUGGGCCGUUUUGCCGGCAAGCUGCAAGCGUUUAGACACACAGAGCCGGAUUGGCAAGUUGAUCUGAGGUGCCCAAUUUUCCGCUUCGUAGGGUAGUCAUAUUGGUGGAACCCUUUUAGUUUAAACAGACCGAGGCGGCCUUCUGCAACGGGAGGGGCUGUUGAAGACUUGUGGGAGGAGUUGUUGAUGACGCUGCACGUUCGACCCACUGGCGGUGGAUAAACAGCAAACAGCUGAUAGCAGGAAUUAGCGAGCAGCUAGUAGCAAGAUGGAAACGCAAACCUGACAGACACUGUAAAGAUGAGCAACUGGGGAGACAAGGAAUUGCGCGCCCUCCUUGCCCUCGCAAACGAAGAGGCCAUUAACCGUAAGAUGACGGGAACGGUGAGGAACGGGCCAACUUAUGAGAGAAUUGGCGAAGGACUGACCAGCCGCGGCUUCCCUCCCACGUCACUGUUUACGUCACACACUGUGCUACACGUUUUGUUACUUGCUCACGCCCCCAUUGCCCCGAAAAAGGAGCAUUCUGUAUAAACAAAAUUAGGUAGGUGGCAUUUUGCCGCACUCCUCGAUUUUGUUUUUAUACUGCCAAUGCUGAAAGAAGACUGAUUGGGCUUUCCUGCAAAUUUGCACAAUUCUUAUCUAAAAAGGGCUUAUGUCACUUUUCUCGGGCCAUUCCUGAGAAGUGUUUUUGGUGUGGUGCAUUGUCCUGCUGGGGGAGGCACUGCUAUGGCUACAACCACAAUAAUAAUAUCACAGCACCUUUAAAAACAGAGUUCACAAAUGGAACAGGAUAGGGAAGCAGCAACAGGAUACUCAGAAGGCAAUGUGACAACAGAAAGCCAAAUAGUCCAACCAGACAUAAACAAGACAAAAUGAGGGAAGGGUUAAGUUAAAGUUAAAACAAGAAGACAAAAAAAUGCAAGAUGCAGGGCACAAAAUGUCAAUAUAAAUAAAUAAAAAAGAUCAAAAACAACAAAAGCAAUAAAACACAAAUAAAAAUAAAAGGAAAUUAAAAAAUGACAUCACACAAAAGCAAGUCUAUAAAAAGGGGUUUUAAGAAGUGAUUUCAUAGCCUGAGUGUCAGACUGAAGCUCCCAGAACCUUCAGUCUGACACUG